AUGCUAGGGGCCUUCAUCGGCUCUGUGUUCUCCAAUAUCACACCCGAGAAGCCCGUGAAACCCCGUACUCCGCCCCGUCAACAGUGGGACUGGCAUGCUACCACGCUGAACCCGUACUACGAGGCCAACCCGCUGAGCCGUAUGAUCUCGGACGACCGGUUCAUCCUGCACACCCUGUCACGCUGGCACUUCGGCGCCGACGACACGGGCGACCUGAUGAACCCGGCCAACGCCGACCACCUGAUCGAGGUCACCGGCGCCGGGGUCAACCUGGUGACGGCCGACGGCAGCGUGGACUGUCAGGGCGAGCCGGCCGAGCAGGAGCGGAUAGUGGCCGGCCUGCACCUCUGCGAGGUGUGGUGCGCCCUGCGUGCCCUCCAGCCCGGCGGCACGCUGGUCGUCAAGAUGUUCACGUUCUACGAGUCCGGCUCCGUGUGCCUGCUGUUCCUGCUCAGCUGCUGCUUCGCCGAGGUGAGCGUGGUCAAGCCGUCGUGCAGCAAGUCGGGCAACUCGGAGGUGUACGUGGUGUGCCGACGGCUGGCGGCGGGCCCGCUCAGCGGCGGCCACCUGGAGCGGUGGCGGCGGCGCUACGGGGCCGACGGCCGCCAGCCGCUCUUCGCUCGACACCACGUGCCCGACACGUUCAUCCAACAGCUUGUGCAGUGCGCCAGGCUGUUCAAGACGUCACAGGAGGCGGAGAUCGCUCGGAACCUGCAGCUGCACGAGCGGGGGCGGAUGGCG
Molecule: messenger RNA, 741 nt
Organism: Pollicipes pollicipes
Lineage: Eukaryota; Metazoa; Arthropoda; Thecostraca; Pollicipedomorpha; Pollicipedidae
Product: cap-specific mRNA (nucleoside-2'-O-)-methyltransferase 2-like
Exons: 5
Biological process (GO): methylation; 7-methylguanosine mRNA capping
Cellular component (GO): cytoplasm; nucleus
Molecular function (GO): methyltransferase cap1 activity
Source: RefSeq, a predicted model, not a curated record